UAUUAAAUGGGGAGGUUGGUGGCCCUGCAUGUCAUCAUGGAAAUUGUAAUAAUAUUUUUCUUGGAGACUGUUGAUGCAUGGGCAGCUCAGUGGCACUGACAAAGCAAAUUUUAUGCCAGUGAUUGCCUGUUUAAUCUGGGCACCUUUGAUGGCAACUCUCAUGAUUUUGUUACGAUUUUCUUAGUUGAGUUGUCCAUUUCACUGAGACGUUGUAGCAAAAAGGUGCAUCUGGGCUUUUGUGCAACAGUUGGGCAAUGCUUCCGCUGCAGGUCCUUGAUUUUUAGAAUGGGGGGAAAGGUCCCAAAGAGUACAAAACUUACCUUUCUGUUUGAUCAAGCUGAUCCACACUGAGUGCUGACAUUACUGUCUAGUAGGAAGGUAAAUGUGGAGAUUAGAAGCAUAUCAUAAACGUAAGUAUCAAAAUUCAUUUCACUUUGAAUUUGUAUUGAUAGGCGUUGUAAUCAGGAGACAAUUUAUGAAAGCAUUUGAUAUCUUUAAUUUUAAAAGAAGUUUGAGUUAGCAAACAAGUGAAGAACUGAUGACGCAUUGCAAAUGUGAAAUAGAGAAUUCCUCAUUUUGAUCUUCUGGUUUUGUUUUGGUGGUAUUUUGUGAAAUAUGCAUGUAUGGUAAUAAAAGUUUUCCUAAGAAAAUACUCAGAUGCCAUAGAAUAUUUGACUAUCCCAGUUAUUUCAUGAGAUUUAGAUAUCAGUUCUACAUUUUUCUUAUACAGUAAAUUAGUUGUACGUACAUCUUUCUGAUGUUUUCCUAAAGGAAAGGUAAAUCCAUCUUCUGUAUGUGUUUCAACAGGUUUAUAAUACCAGAAAUUGUGGGAGGCUUCUUUAAAAACAGCUUCUGUCAGAAGAAUGGCUUCAUCUUCUCUACAAAUAUGUUCACUGCUGCUGGCUUUGGCCGGAUUCACCGUUUUACUUCUCGCUACCAUGUCCAACAGAUGGAAAAUUUCUGGCACCACAGCAGUGCUGGUCCCUUCAGAGUGGAUUUCCGAAGGUCUUUGGAUGGACUGUGGAGUCACUGAUUUUGGAGCAAUACAGUGCAUGAAGUUUCUUCACAUGUUGAGUUCAGAGAUCCACGUUCAGGCAUGCCGUGCCUUGAUGAUCAUUUCCAUCCUUCUGGGAUUCAUAGCUGCCGUGGUCUCACUGCUUGGUUUAAAGUGCACGAACGUUGGGCUGAGUGAUGAGGAUGAAAAAAUGAAGGUUGCUGUCAUGGGAGGAUUCCUUUUUAUUUUAGGAGGUCUCUGUUCGAUGGUGGCCGUUUCUUGGUAUGCUGCAAUGAUUACUGCUCAGUUCUUUAACCCGUUAUAUACUGGAACCAAAUAUGAACUAGGAGAUGCUCUGUACUUAGGCUGGGCUGGAUCUGUUCUUUGUAUGCUUGGUGGGAUCUUCCUAACCUGUUCAUGCAAAGGGAAGGAAAAACAGAAAUACAGUGCCAACAAAUACAGAUAUUCAGCAGGCCAGGCAGCUGGUCAGCAGCAAAUUUACACCACAAAUGCUGAGCCAAGUUCCAAGGAGUAUGUCUAAACUUACAUUUUCACAUCACUUGUAACGUUACGAGGUUUUGAACUUACAUUUAAAAAAAAAAGAAAAAAAAAAGGUCUCCUUCCAGGGAUUCAUUCUAUGUUGCAAUCUUUCAUCUUAAUUCGGAGAUGAUCUACAUCUGGAUGCCUCCUUCUGGAAAUGGCUUUGAAGUAGAAAUAGGUUUCUGCAGAUGGGAUGUGAAAUCCUGCAGCAUGACGGCUGUCUGCGUGCUGAGAAGUCCGGUAAAAUUUAAGCACAGAGCAUGGGAUACCCUGAUAAGUGAGACCAUCUUUUUCUAUUUCAGCUAACUAAACAAUGUGGAACUGGUAUGCUGUAGCUGCCUGUGGGCUAAUACAGCUCACUGUUAGAAAUGGUUUUACUUUCAUUCGUGUUGGGAACUUCAGCUUGUAACAGUAAAUAAGCUUUAUUCUGCUGACUGACUAGAACAGACUUUCUGAUGCAUAGUAUCCUGGCCAUUAAUGAAGACAUAGUCUAUAUACUGGGGGUUUGAAAUCCAGGUCUCAUGGUGUACUGAAAUACAUAUUAUGUAUGUAGUCAAGAUUUGUAAAAGCUUCAGAAGUCCCGUAAAAACAAUCCCUCACUGCGUAUCCAUGGAUGUGCAACAAGUUCCUUGUUGGUUUGGUUGUAGCUAUGAAAAUUAAAUGCUACAGAACAAACCAAACACAGCUGGGAGCAAGGAAAGCAAUUGGUCAGACUAUGCCUCGAGGUAACUAGAAGAUAGCACCAGUUUUUAUUUUUUCUUUCUAUCUUUCCAGCUUCUAAAAUAAUUGUAUUUUAAUUUUUGGCAGUCUUUUACUUCUGGAGCAUCUAUUGCAUCUGAAUUGCCUAAUUCAAGUAAUUCCGCAGUGGCUUUGUUCUCUGUCAUGGUUCCAGCAUUAGAAUUAAUGCCAUAAACUGCUCCACUACUGGGAGCAUAUGUUACCUUAUGUAAGUACUUAAGACACUGAAUAUGAGCUAAUUUUUCUUAAUAUUGAUGUCUUGAGCAACGUGAAAUAGAAUUUCACUCUGCAGGUUCACAGUUCUUUGUCAUUAAAUUAUGAAUUUGUUAAUUCAUAAUUUAAUAAACAAAAUACUUUGGUAUUUCUAUACUUUGUUGUGUCAAACCAUGACUGUAGCCUGAAUGAGAAACCUCAUGCAUCUUCCUUAGCUUGUCCUUCCUUGUCUGUCCAAACAGAUGCAUUCAUUGGGGCAAUCUGCAAAUGCUCGGAGCAGUUUAGUCACUUUGUUUCCAUGAUACUGCAGAUACUGCUGACUUGUAAAGUGACACUUCAAGGAAUGAAUUUGGCCACUGACGGAUCUUAAUAAACUUAAUAAAUUAAAUCAAAAGGAGUGACAGUGGCUUUUAGGUUGCCACUGUCAUCUUUGUUCCUCAAUAACCAAGUCUUUCUCAUAAAAUCACAGAAUCACAGAAUCACACGGGUUGGAAGAGACCUCAAGGAUCAUGAAUCU
Messenger RNA from Phasianus colchicus (ring-necked pheasant), 3002 nucleotides. The record is from RefSeq and is a predicted model, not a curated record. NCBI's taxonomy places the organism in Eukaryota, Metazoa, Chordata, Aves, Galliformes, Phasianidae.